AUGUCUCCUUCCACCAAGCCCGUCUUCGUCUUCGCGCCCGGCGCCUGGCACACGCCCGACUGCUACGAGAUCGUGCGUGAGCAGCUGCAUUCGAAUGGCUGGGAGACCGAGGCCGUGGCCUACCCUUCGGUCGGCGCGGAGCCGCCGAACAAGGGCCUGGCCGACGAUGCGGCGGUGCUGCGGGCCACGAUGACGACGCUGGCCGACGCGGGCAGGGAGAUUGUGCUGGUCGUGCACUCGUACGGCGGCCUCGUGGGCCAGAACGCCGUCGAGGGCCUGGGCUACAAGCAGCGCGCCGCCGCUGGCAAGAAGGGCGGUGUCAUCAUGUUUGUUUACUUGACGGCCUUCGUUGCGCCCAAGGGUGCCACCAUCAAGGCCAUGCUGGGCGGCAACUUCCUUCCGUGGAUGAAGUUUGAUGGCGAGUACUGCCGUCCCGACACGCCCGAGCACAUCUUCUACCACGACGUCGACGCCGAGGGCCAGAAGAAGGCGGUGGGCCGCCUGCAGCACAACUCGGCGCGCAUCUUCACCGACGAGGUUCUGUACGAGCCGUGGCACGAGAUUGAGUGCAUGUACUUCUUCUGCGAGGCCGACAACGCGCUGCCGCUGCCCAUCCAGCAGGCCAUGGCCAAGGCGCUGGGCGACAAGGCCGUCACCUACAGCUCCGUCGGCUCGCACUCGCCCUUCCUCAGCCAGCCCAAGGAGGUCGUCGACGGGCUCGAGUUCGCCGCCAAGGCCGGCCAGGAGAGGCGGUGA
Molecule: messenger RNA, 756 nt
Organism: Lasiodiplodia theobromae
Lineage: Eukaryota; Fungi; Ascomycota; Dothideomycetes; Botryosphaeriales; Botryosphaeriaceae
Exons: 2
Coding region: 1-756 (251 amino acids)
Source: RefSeq, a predicted model, not a curated record